CAUGGCGCAGAAGCGCUCGCGGUGCAAGGGGUCCGAUGAGCUGGAGGCCGCGCUGAUCAAUCACUUCAAGGAGGCGGAUGAGCUGGACUACCCGCAUGGGCUCGCAGACGACUGCGACCCUGACGUGUUGAGCGAGUGGGAGGACAUGCUCUUGGACGUCCGCAGAGCCAUGUACCCUCACAUGGCCAUAUCGCAGUCGAAGGCCAUCCAACUCUUCGAGAAGGUCCUCGAGGAGAACGGUGCUGCGUGGGCCCUCGGUGACGAGGAGAAGGACUGGACGACGUCCAUGGCGAAGAUGCUUCGCGCCAUGUUGAGGCACGUCCAGCAAGCGGUGCUGAAGAACAUGAAGCGCGAGGGGCGCUAUCCCGACUCCUGCGCGUGGGUGCAGCCCUUCGUUGAGCAGAUGAAGAAGCUCGACGCGGCGAAGGACGCACCAGCCGCCCAUUUGCGUGGGCGAUACGGCGCGGACGGGCGCAAUGCCCAUGGUGGCGGGAUAUGGCCAGAAGGCGUGGAGACGGGAGAAACCCGCGGCCAUGGUCAUCGCACAGUCCGCGCAGCAUCGCCCAUGCAGCUGCGCUCGCCAGAGGAGCCGACGUACACGUACUCUGUUGACAUGGUCACCAAGAGAGCGUACCGCCUGGACCAGAGCAUUGCCAACCCAGCGCCAGAGUACGCCAUGCCGCUCCAGGACGACCCCCUGGCCGCCGACCACGACGAGGUGAUCGCCAAGUUCAGGGGCGGCGCCAGCGCGGUCAUCGCGGGCCUUGUGUACAAGACCAUCAGGGAGUGGAAGCAGUUGGACAAUGGUGGCAAGUGCCAGAAAGGUAGCAACAUUAUCGUCGAGCUGGUCAGUGGCACGUCCAAGUUCCAGCUGAGCAAGUGGACGAGGAAUGGCAGCCCCGAGAUGGGGAUCUGGGAGUUUCCGAAGCAGGGCAAGAAACGCAUGAUCGUCAACUUCGUGCCCCACGCGGGCAUGGUUGGGCAUGAGGAGAUGCUGGAGAAGCAGGCAAGACUGCUGGCGGCUGGGAAGACCACCAAGGAGGAGAUCGAGGUGAUCAAGCGCGCAUUCAUCAAGAAAUUCAAGGAUGAGCAGAAGGAGACCGAUACGGCGAACGUCUGCCACAUGAGACGACCAGCAGCGGCCGCGGCAAAGAAGACGAGCAGCGCCGCCAAGAAGCCCAAGCAGGUCGUUGAUCAGGGCCUUGAUGAUUUCGACGGCGACGAAGAUGCCGACGAACUUGCCGAUGUGGAAGGCUCACAGGACGACGAUCAAGAAGAUGCAUCCGAGCAGGCUGACGAGUCGGCGGGGAUGUCCAACGAUGAGAAGAGCGACCACGCGGACGGCAGGGGCGGCAAGGGCGACGAGGCCGGCACGGGCAGCAGGGGUGGCAAGCGUCACAAAUUAGACUCGACCACCAUCGCCGAUGUCAAGGCUGGCAUGCUGAAGCGACCUGCAGCAUCAGGCACCAGGGCCGCCGCGGGCGACCUGCCCCGCGGCGCCGCCGACGCUGGCCCAGGCGAUGUUGAGAUGGAGAUCUUCGGGUCUGGUGGCGGGCUCUUCGGCGCCAUGUCGAGCUUCAG
Messenger RNA from Prorocentrum cordatum, 1581 nucleotides. The record is from the annotation of a GenBank genome assembly. Lineage: Eukaryota; Dinophyceae; Prorocentrales; Prorocentraceae.